This is a messenger RNA of Pogoniulus pusillus (Red-fronted tinkerbird), 11617 nucleotides long. It is a transcript of the gene UBR5, whose product is annotated as ubiquitin protein ligase E3 component n-recognin 5. NCBI's taxonomy places the organism in Eukaryota, Metazoa, Chordata, Aves, Piciformes, Lybiidae. Gene Ontology annotation, biological process: protein polyubiquitination; positive regulation of canonical Wnt signaling pathway. The record is from RefSeq and is a predicted model, not a curated record. The transcript has 60 exons. Gene Ontology annotation, molecular function: ubiquitin binding; zinc ion binding; RNA binding. The coding region runs from base 273 to 8714 and encodes 2813 amino acids. Gene Ontology annotation, cellular component: cytoplasm; nucleus.
GCCCGCUGGAAGUUAAGAUGGCGGCGCGAGUGUGAGUGCGGCGCGGCCGGAGCCUCCUCCCGGCGCUGCUGCGGCCGGCUCCGUCUUCCUCGCGUUCCGCGCCGCGGCGGGUGAGCCGAGAACUCCGCCGGCGGCCACGAGCGGCCCCGGGGGAGGGACGGAGGCUGAGCGCCCCCUCCCCCGCCGCCCCCCCCCCCCCCCCCCCAUUGUGUGCCCGGCCCCCGCCCGCCCGCCUCCCUCCGCCGGGGGGGACAGCGGCGGCGGCGCGGAACAUGACCUCGAUCCACUUCGUGGUGCACCCACUGCCGGGCACCGAGGACCAGCUCAAUGACCGAUUAAGAGAGGUUUCAGAGAAGCUGAACAAGUAUAAUUUAAACAGCCACCCCCCUUUGAAUGUAUUGGAACAGGCCACUAUUAAACAGUGUGUGGUGGGACCAAAUCAUGCUGCAUUUCUUCUCGAGGAUGGUAGAGUCUGCAGGAUUGGUUUUUCAGUUCAACCAGACAGAUUGGAAUUGGGUAAACCUGAUAAUAAUGAUGGUUCAAAGUUGAGCAGUGGCUCAGGGGCAGGAAGGACAUCCAGGCCAGGCAGGACUAGUGACUCCCCAUGGUUUCUGUCUGGUUCUGAAACUCUGGGCAGACUGGCAGGCAACACCCUUGGGAGUCGCUGGAGUUCAGGAGUUGGUGGAAGUGGAGGAGGAUCUUCUGGUAGAUCGUCUGCUGGAGCUCGAGAUUCUCGAAGGCAGACCAGAGUUAUACGCACAGGACGCGACAGAGGGUCUGGACUGCUGGGGAGUCAACCACAACCAGUGAUUCCAGCGUCAGUCAUUCCAGAGGAACUCAUUUCACAGGCACAAGUUGUUUUACAAGGAAAGUCCAGAAGCAUUAUUAUUCGGGAGCUCCAGCGAACAAAUCUUGAUGUAAACCUUGCUGUAAAUAAUUUGUUGAGUCGUGAUGAUGAAGAUGGAGAUGAUGGGGAUGACACAGCAAGUGAAUCAUAUCUUCCUGGAGAGGAUCUUAUGUCUCUUCUGGAUGCUGACAUACAUUCUGCUCACCCAAGUGUCAUUAUUGAUGCUGAUGCUAUGUUUUCAGAAGAUAUUAGUUACUUUGGUUAUCCAUCCUUUCGGCGCUCAUCACUUUCCAGGCUAGGCUCAUCCAGAGUUCUCCUUCUUCCCUUAGAGAGAGACUCUGAGCUGUUGCGUGAACGUGAGUCCGUUUUACGUUUGCGUGAACGAAGGUGGCUUGAUGGAGCCUCAUUUGAUAACGAAAGAGGCUCUACAAGUAAGGAAGGGGAGCCAAACCUGGACAAGAAGAAUACACCUGUUCAGAGUCCUGUUUCCUUAGGAGAAGACUUGCAGUGGUGGCCAGAUAAGGAUGGAACAAAGUUUAUUUCUAUUGGAGCUCUAUAUUCUGAGCUCGUGGCUGUUAGCAGCAAAGGAGAACUCUACCAGUGGAAGUGGAGUGAAUCAGAGCCUUACAGAAAUGCACAGAAUCCUUCACUCCAUCAUCCACGAGCCAUGUUCCUGGGAUUAAGCAAUGAAAAGAUAGUGCUUCUUUCUGCAAAUAGUAUUAGAGCAACUGUUGCCACUGAAAAUAACAAGGUUGCUACAUGGGUAGAUGAAACUUUAAGCUCUGUGGCUUCUAAAUUAGAGCACACUGCACAGACGUACUCGGAGCUUCAGGGAGAACGAAUUGUUUCUUUACAUUGUUGUGCUCUUUAUACCUGUGCUCAACUAGAGAACAACUUGUAUUGGUGGGGUGUAGUUCCUUUCAGCCAAAGGAAGAAAAUGCUAGAAAAAGCCAGAGCGAAGAAUAAAAAGCCCAAGUCUAAUGCUGGUAUCUCCUCUAUGCCAAACAUAACUGUUGGAACCCAGGUGUGUUUAAGAAAUAACCCCCUCUAUCAUGCUGGAGCAGUUGCUUUUUCAAUCAGUGCUGGAAUUCCCAAAGUGGGUGUCUUAAUGGAGUCUGUUUGGAACAUGAAUGACAGCUGUCGAUUUCAGCUGCGCUCUCCCGAGAGCUUGAAAAGCAUGGAGAAAGCUAGCAAAACUACUGAGGCCAAACCUGAAAGCAAACAGGAACCAGUGAAAACUGAGAUGGGUCCUCCACCAUCCCCAGCUUCCACUUGUAGUGAUGCGUCCUCAAUAGCAAGCAGUGCAUCAAUGCCAUAUAAGCGACGACGAUCUACUCCUGCCCCUAAAGAGGAGGAGAAAGUGAACGAAGAGCAGUGGUCUCUGAGGGAAGUUGUGUUUGUGGAAGAUGUUAAGAACGUUCCUGUUGGCAAGGUGCUAAAAGUGGAUGGCGCUUACGUUGCUGUGAAAUUCCCAGGCACCUCCACUAGUGCAAACUGUCAGAGCAGCUCUAAUUCAGACCCUGAUCCUUCUUCUCUUCUCCAAGACUGCAGGCUGCUCAGAAUAGAUGAACUGCAGGUUGUCAAAACUGGUGGAACUCCAAAGGUUCCUGACUGUUUUCAAAGGACACCUAAAAAGCUGUGUAUUCCUGAAAAAACAGAGAUCCUAGCAGUAAAUGUAGAUUCCAAAGGGGUGCAUGCUGUUCUGAAAACUGGCAACUGGGUUCGAUACUGCAUAUUUGACCUUGCCACAGGAAAGGCUGAGCAGGAAAAUAAUUUCCCUACCAGCAGCAUUGCAUUCCUGGGUCAGAAUGAGAGGAGUGUUGCUAUUUUUACAGCUGGACAGGAAUCUCCUAUUAUUCUUAGAGAUGGAAAUGGUACAAUCUAUCCAAUGGCAAAAGAUUGUAUGGGCGGGAUAAGAGACCCUGACUGGCUUGACCUUCCGCCUAUUAGUAGUCUUGGAAUGGGUGUUCAUUCCUUAACAAAUCUUCCUGCUAACUCGACCAUCAAAAAGAAAGCUGCUAUUAUCAUUAUGGCUGUUGAGAAACAAACCUUAAUGCAGCACAUCCUGCGGUGUGACUAUGAGGCUUGCAGACAGUACCUGAUGAACCUUGAACAAGCAGUUGUCUUGGAUCAGAAUCCACAAGUGCUGCAGACCUUCCUUGGCCACAGAUGUGAUGGCAACCGCAACAUCCUGCAUGCUUGUGUGUCUGUCUGCUUUCCAACCAGCAACAAAGAAACAAAAGAGGAAGAGGGCCUACCUCAUUCAGUGCACAAGAUGGACGGUGCUCACCGAAUGGAGGCGGAGCGCUCUGAAAGGAACACCUUUGCUGAAAGACUCUCAGCCGUGGAAGCCAUUGCAAAUGCAAUCUCUGUGGUCUCCAGCAAUGGCCCAGGAAAUCGGGCAGGGUCCUCAAGCAGCAGAAGUUUGAGAUUAAGGGAAAUGAUGAGAAGAUCCUUGAGAGCUGCUGGAUUGGGCAGACAUGAAGCUGGUGCUUCAUCAAGUGAUCACCAGGACCCAGUUUCUCCCCCAAUAGCUCCUCCCAGCUGGGUUCCAGAUCCUCCUGCAAUGGAUCCGGAUGGUGACAUUGAUUUUAUCCUGGCCCCCGCUGUGGGAUCUCUUACCACAGCAGCGACUGGCACCGGCCAAGGACCUAGCACCUCCACGAUACCAGGUCCUUCUACCGAGCCAUCUGUAGUGGAAUCAAAGGAUCGGAAGGCAAACGCACAUUUCAUCCUGAAAUUACUCUGUGAUAGUGUUGUUUUACAGCCUUACCUUCGAGAGCUGCUCUCAGCUAAGGAUGCAAGAGGCAUGACACCAUUUAUGUCAGCAGUUAGUGGCCGGGCAUAUCCUGCUGCAAUUACAAUUCUAGAGACUGCACAGAAGAUUGCUAAAGCUGAAGCAACUUCCAGUGAAAAAGAAGAUGAUGUGUUUAUGGGAAUGGUUUGUCCUUCUGGUACAAAUCCAGAUGACUCUCCUUUGUAUGUUCUGUGCUGUAAUGAUACAUGCAGUUUUACCUGGACUGGUGCAGAACAUAUUAACCAAGAUAUAUUUGAAUGCCGAACAUGUGGGCUCUUGGAAUCACUUUGCUGUUGCACAGAAUGCGCAAGGGUCUGUCACAAAGGACAUGACUGCAAGCUCAAACGUACAUCUCCAACAGCCUACUGUGACUGCUGGGAAAAGUGCAAGUGUAAAACCUUAAUUGCUGGACAGAAGUCUGCUCGCCUUGACCUCCUUUACCGCCUGCUGACCACCACAAACCUUGUCACCUUGCCAAAUAGCAGGGGAGAGCACCUCUUGCUGUUUUUAGUGCAGACAGUUGCCAGGCAAACAGUGGAGCACUGCCAGUACAGACCACCGAGGAUUAGGGAAGAUCGCAAUCGUAAAACUGCAAAUCCUGAAGAUUCUGAUAUGCCUGACCAUGAUUUAGAACCCCCUCGCUUUGCCCAGCUUGCCUUGGAGCGUGUUUUGCAGGACUGGAAUGCGCUGAAGUCCAUGAUCAUGUUUGGCUCCCAGGAAAAUAAAGACCCUCUUAGUGCCAGCAGUAGGAUAGGUCAUCUGCUGCCUGAAGAACAAGUUUACCUUAAUCAGCAAAGCGGAACUAUUCGCUUGGACUGUUUUACACACUGCCUUAUUGUCAAGUGUACAGCAGACAUUCUGCUCUUAGAUACUUUGCUGGGUACUCUGGUAAAGGAAUUGCAAAACAAGUACACACCAGGACGCAGAGAAGAAGCCAUUGCUGUUACAAUGAGAUUCCUGCGUUCCGUAGCAAGAGUCUUUGUCAUUCUUAGUGUGGAAAUGGCUUCCUCCAAGAAGAAAAACAAUUUUAUUCCACAGCCAAUUGGAAAAUGCAAACGUGUAUUCCAGGCAUUACUGCCCUAUGCUGUGGAAGAGUUGUGCAAUGUAGCAGAGUCUCUGAUUAUUCCAGUCAGGAUGGGAAUUGCACGUCCUACAGCACCCUUCACACUUGCCAGCACUAGCAUAGAUGCCAUGCAAGGAAGCGAAGAGCUGUUCUCUGUGGAGCCUCUGCCACCCAGACCAUCAUCUGACCAGUCUAGCAGUUCUUCUCAAUCUCAGUCAUCUUACAUCAUAAGGAAUCCUCAGCAAAGGCGAAUCAGCCAGUCACAACCAGUUCGUGGCAGGGAUGAAGAACAAGAUGAUAUCGUUUCAGCAGAUGUGGAAGAGGUUGAGGUGGUUGAGGGUGUAGCUGGUGAAGAAGACCACCAUGAUGAACAGGAAGAACAUGGUGAAGAGAAUGCUGAAGCAGAAGGCCAGCACGAUGAGCACGAUGAAGAUGGCAGUGACAUGGAGUUGGAUUUGCUGGCAGCUGCUGAAACAGAAAGUGAUAGUGAGAGUAACCACAGUAAUCAGGACAAUGCUAGUGGGCGCAGGAGCGUUGUCACCGCAGCCACUGCUGGGUCAGAAGCAGGAGCUAGCAGUGUUCCAGCAUUUUUUUCUGAAGAUGACUCUCAAUCCAAUGACUCCAGCGACUCAGACAGCAGCAGCAGUCAGAGUGAUGACAUAGAGCAGGAGACCUUCAUGCUCGAUGAGCCUCUGGAAAGAACCACGAAUAGCUCCCAUGCCAAUGGUGCUGCCCAAGCUCCCCGUUCCAUGCAGUGGGCUGUACGUAACACCCAAAACCAGAGGACUACUAGCACUGCUCCCUCUAGUACAUCAGCCCCAGCAGCAAGUUCAGCAGGCUUGAUUUACAUUGAUCCGUCAAACCUGCGUCGCAGCGGUACCAUCAGCACAAGCGCUGCUGCAGCAGCUGCUGCACUUGAAGCCAGCAAUGCAAGCAGCUAUUUAACAUCUGCAAGCAGCUUAGCAAGAGCUUACAGCAUCGUGAUACGGCAGAUAUCUGACCUCAUGGGUCUGAUUCCCAAGUACAAUCAUUUAGUGUACUCCCAGAUCCCAGCAGCAGUCAAGCUGACUUACCAGGAUGCAGUGAACUUGCAGAACUACGUAGAAGAAAAGCUGAUUCCUACUUGGAAUUGGAUGGUUAGUAUCAUGGACUCCACCGAAGCCCAGCUGCGCUACGGCUCUGCCUUGGCAUCUGCCGGUGAUCCUGGGCAUCCCAAUCACCCUCUGCACGCCUCGCAGAACUCGGCCCGGCGGGAGCGGAUGACAGCCCGCGAGGAGGCCAGCCUAAGGACGCUCGAGGGAAGGAGACGUGCCACGCUGCUCAGUGCCCGCCAGGGGAUGAUGUCAGCACGUGGGGAUUUCCUCAACUACGCCCUCUCUCUGAUGCGCUCACACAACGAUGAGCACUCCGACGUUCUUCCCGUUCUGGAUGUCUGUUCUUUGAAGCAUGUAGCAUAUGUUUUUCAAGCCCUUAUUUAUUGGAUUAAAGCAAUGAAUCAACAGACAACAUUGGAUACUCCUCAGCUGGAACGAAAAAGAACUCGAGAGCUUUUGGAACUGGGGCUGGACAAUGAAGAUUCAGAGCAUGAAAAUGAUGAUGACACCAAUCAAAGUGCCACGCUCAACGACAAAGAUGACGACUCCCUCCCAGCAGAGACUGGCCAAAACCAUCCGUUUUUCAGGCGAUCAGACUCCAUGACCUUCCUCGGUUGCAUUCCCCCCAAUCCUUUUGAGGUUCCUCUGGCAGAGGCCAUCCCCCUGGCAGACCAGCCCCAUCUGUUACAGCCAAAUGCACGCAAAGAAGAUCUGUUUGGCAGACCCAGCCAGGGGCUGUAUUCAUCUUCUGCCAACAGCGGCAAGUGCUUAAUGGAGGUUACAGUGGAUAGAAACUGCCUCGAGGUUCUUCCAACUAAAAUGUCCUACGCUGCCAACUUAAAAAACGUGAUGAGCAUGCAGAAUCGGCAGAAGAAGGAAGGAGAGGAACAGAAUGUGCCUACAGAAGAGUCUGAGAGUUCAAAGCCAGGGCCUUCAGCUCACGAUCUUGCAGCACAACUGAAAAGCAGCUUGUUGGCAGAGAUAGGAUUGACAGAAAGCGAAGGGCCACCUCUCACAUCUUUCAGGCCACAGUGCAGCUUCAUGGGCAUGGUUAUAUCUCAUGACAUGUUGCUGGGGCGGUGGCGCCUUUCGUUGGAGUUGUUUGGUAGAGUAUUCAUGGAAGAUGUUGGAGCAGAGCCUGGGUCGAUCCUGACUGAAUUGGGUGGCUUUGAAGUGAAGGAAUCCAAAUUCCGCAGGGAGAUGGAAAAGCUUAGAAACCAGCAAUCCAGGGAUUUAACACUGGAGGUUGAUCGAGACAGAGAUCUUCUGAUUCAGCAAACCAUGAGGCAGCUCAACAACCACUUCGGCCGCAGGUGUGCUACCACUCCCAUGGCUGUGCACAGAGUCAAAGUUACUUUUAAGGAUGAGCCAGGAGAGGGCAGCGGCGUAGCACGGAGCUUCUACACGGCUAUCGCCCAGGCUUUUCUGUCCAACGAGAAACUGCCCAACCUGGACUGCAUUCAGAAUGCCAACAAGGGCACCCACACAAGUCUGAUGCAGAGAUUGCGAAAUAGGGGCGAGAGAGACCGGGAAAGGGAGCGAGAGAGAGAAAUGCGGAGAAGUAGUGGCUUGCGAGCUGGUUCUCGGAGAGAUAGGGAUAGGGACUUUAGAAGACAACUCUCCAUUGACACUCGGCCUUUUAGACCGGCAUCAGAAGGAAAUCCGAGCGACGACCCUGACCCUCUUCCAGCACACAGACAAGCCCUUGGGGAGAGGCUCUACCCUCGGGUGCAAGCAAUGCAACCAGCAUUUGCAAGUAAAAUCACAGGAAUGUUGUUGGAGUUGUCCCCUGCUCAGCUGCUUCUCUUACUAGCCAGUGAAGAUUCCCUUAGAGCAAGAGUUGAUGAAGCAAUGGAACUCAUUAUUGCACAUGGCAGGGAGAAUGGUGCUGACAGUAUAUUGGAUCUUGGAUUGCUGGACUCUUCAGACAAAGUGCAGGAGAACAGAAAGCGGCACGGUUCCAGCCGCAGCGUGGUAGACAUGGAGUUAGAUGACACAGAUGAUGGGGAUGACAAUGCACCACUUUUCUACCAACCUGGGAAACGAGGCUUUUAUACACCAAGACCUGGUAAAAACACAGAAGCCAGGCUGAACUGUUUCAGAAACAUUGGCAGGAUCCUAGGAUUGUGCUUGUUGCAGAAUGAACUCUGUCCCAUCACAUUAAAUAGACACGUAAUCAAAGUUCUCCUUGGCAGAAAGGUGAACUGGCAUGACUUUGCCUUUUUCGAUCCGGUUAUGUAUGAGAGCCUUCGGCAGCUCAUCCUCGCUUCCCAGAGCACAGAUGCUGAUGCAGUGUUUGCAGCAAUGGACUUGGCCUUUGCAAUAGACCUGUGCAAGGAGGAGGGUGGAGGGCAGGUUGAACUCAUUUCCAAUGGUGUAAAUAUACCAGUCACUCCCCAGAAUGUAUAUGAGUACGUCCGGAAAUACGCCGAACAUCGAAUGUUGGUAGUAGCAGAACAGCCUCUACAUGCAAUGAGGAAGGGUCUCCUGGAUGUACUGCCAAAGAAUUCAUUAGAAGAUUUGACAGCAGAAGAUUUCAGGCUUUUGGUGAAUGGCUGUGGUGAAGUAAAUGUGCAAAUGCUAAUCAGCUUCACUUCUUUCAACGAUGAGUCAGGAGAAAAUGCUGAGAAGCUUUUGCAGUUCAAGCGCUGGUUCUGGUCCAUAGUUGAGAAGAUGAGUAUGACAGAAAGACAGGAUCUGGUUUACUUUUGGACCUCCAGUCCUUCAUUGCCUGCCAGUGAAGAGGGAUUCCAGCCUAUGCCAUCCAUCACCAUAAGACCUCCAGAUGACCAACAUCUUCCUACAGCCAACACUUGCAUUUCUCGCCUUUAUGUCCCACUCUAUUCCUCUAAGCAGAUUUUGAAACAGAAAUUGUUACUCGCCAUUAAGACCAAGAACUUUGGUUUUGUGUAGAGUCUAAAACCGUGUGUAUUGCUGUGUAAUAUUCCUAGCUAACUUUUGUAGAUUUUUCUUUUUGGUUUUGGUUUUUUUUUUUCCUUUCCAUUUGUCUAUAAAAGUUUAUGAGAGUUGAAGCUGUCCUACCCCUGGUGGUCCUGUACCAGAUCGAAAUGCAAACAUUCCUCUGUGCUCCGAUUUGCAACCGCCGAGGCCGACGGAGCGCUGGCGAGCGGCUGCUGACGACAGUUUUGCUGGUCCAGGACUCCUUUUGCCUGACCCCAGCCAAAGAUGACAGCAGAACAAUAGAAUUUACACUGUGAUUUAUCUUUUUGCUGAGGGGGGAAACAAACAAAGCAAAACAACAGAGACACAAAAGGAAUCUGUAAAAUGUUCUGAAAAUUCACUGCUGCCUUUGUGGAAAGUGUUUCGGCAAAGGUUCUUGUAUAGAGGGAGUAGGGAAUUUCCAAAUAAACAAUUAAGGAUGUCCUGUGGUUUAGUUUACCUUUUUUUUUUCUUUUUAGAGGGUUUUUUUUUGUUUUCAUUUCUUCCUCUACCCUCCUCUUUCUCCCUUCCCCUCCCCCCCCAAAAUGGUGUUUAAUUUGUGGUUGGCUGCAGUUGUGUAUCAUGUAUAUUGAACUUGUAAAAAGAGAAGUUCCUGACAGCUCAGAUCCCGGAGCUGGGAUCCUCCUGACAGCUCAGAUCCCGGAGCUGGGAUCCUCCUGACAGCUCAGAUCCCAGAGCCGGGAUCCUCCUGACAGCUCAGAUCCCAGAGUUGGGAUCCUUCACUUUAUGAAACCACUUCCAUGGCAGUUUUCCGUUCUGAUUGCAUCAGAUCCCCCUCACUGCUAUUUUUGCAUGUAAGCUGUACUCUGAGUGGGGUUUGGGGUUGUUUUGGUCCUGGGUUGGUUUUCGUACCAGGAGGCCAAUGCACAGUAUUUCAUAGCUCACAAUCAACCUUUUUGUUUUGUAUCCCUGUUUCAGUGAACAGACAGUCAGGAGAUUUUGUUCCACUACCAGUUCUAACCUGACACUUGUACUCCGUUAUCUUUAACUCUGUAAACUCAGCCUGGGCACUUUCUGGUAACUGUAAAAUGUUUAUAAGAUCAUGAUUAUUGAAGAUACAUUUUUGGAAGACUUUAAUGUUCGUGAGCAGCUUAACUUCUUUUGUAUCUAGCCUUUUUUUAAGUACCUUGUUACAGUUUUUUAAUAAAGAAAUUACAGACAAAACACCAAGUCAUGCUGAAGAAACAAUAGUUUUUCUUUAUUGAGCCAUUUAUACUUGAGCCAACAGCAGACCCUAAACGGAGUGGUUCACUGAACAAAAAAAAGAAUCUGAAUUUUGGCAACUGACAAAAUUGACCUGCAGAAGACCUUCAGCCCACAUUUUACAGUUAGCAGAGAAUCCUGAACCAAACGGGCCAGGCAAACCCUUUCUUUGCAUGGAAAUGGCUUGAAGGGAAAGAGGCUUGUUCUGAACCUCCCCCCAAGGGAAUUAGGGUAGGAUCAAUGUGUCAGACUGCUUUGCAGUGGGUUGUGUCCGUGUGCAGUUUUGAAGUGGUUGGUUGGUUUUGGGGAGGGCAGCCUCUGACCAUAGCCUAGGACUUGUUUACCUGAAUGCUGGAGAGAAUUUUGAGAGUCAGGAAGUGAUGAGUAAAGGAAGGAGCUAAUUUUUCCAUGUCAGAUUCCUGAAAGCUUAGCAGACUGAGUAGUGAAGUUUUUCUGGUGAUGACUUCUCUCCCUCUUUCUUGCUUCUCCAGCCUCAUGAGUCUCUGUUAGUGAUUUUUAUGUUAAUUACUUAUGUUUUUCUUCCUUUUGAUGGGAAGAGCCAAGCUAACGUUCUGACAAGAGUGGAAUUGACCAGAGCUCUGCCGGGCUUUCCUUUCUGCCAGCCAGUUGAGGAUGCUCGGAAGUUACCUACAGCUGUGAUUUAAAAAGCAAACCUGUGUUUUCAUCAAUUAUUCAGCUGGUAGAGAUCCAGAGGGCAGAAAUUCUGAUCACCAGUUGCCAAACCAGUGCUCAAAAGUCCUGUUUUCUAAAUCAGGCUGUUUCAGGCUUGUGCAGUUGGACUGCAAACAGAUCAAGUAAAGAGAUGUGGAGUUAUUUCUGCAUGUGCCUAAUACUUGCUGAAUCAGCCAGCCUAGAAAAAGGAUAGUUUAUGAGGAUCAGAGUCUUCUGCAUUUCCUGCUGUGGUCUCUGGCAGAUCUUAACUUCAAGUCUGUGUCAGAUUUUGCUGUGCAGUAGCCAAGUCUAGACAUGGGUGUGGUGUAGUGUAGAGAAUAAAGACUGGUAUGGCUGCGCUGCUGGAGGGCAGCUGCAAGGGUGGCAAGGCAACAUCUACCUUAGGCCUGGAUUUCUAACUGGUGUCCUCCUUUCCAUUACCAGAAACACCUCUAACUGAAACGUGUGGAGUUAGUAGAAAGCAACACCAGAAACCGUUUAGGCAGUCUGCAGCCUGUGAAAUAAAAGCUCCCUCCCUCACAAAGCUUUGUGAGGCUUGAUGUGUUGAACAAAAUCCUAUCCAAGGCCCUGGGAUGAAAGGCCAUAUAUAAAUGUAAAGUACUGUGUGUAUAUAUCUCUGUAUUGUGUGUAUAUGUAUAUAAGUGUAUGUGUAUGUAUAACAUAUAAAUAUAUGUUAUAUGUAUAUAUAUUUCUGUAUAUAGCUUUAAACAGUUUUUUAAGUCCUGUAAUGUAUAGCUAGACGAGAAAAAAAGUGAUGCAGAUGAACUCCAAAGUAGCUCACCAUAUAUACACACACGAGGCACUCUGAGGGGAGAGGGAAUCUAGAGUGGUUUAUGCUGUCAGCAUUGACUUGGAAUGUGUAUGUAGCUUUAUAAAUAGCUCUUUUCCUCUGUAUGGUAUAUUUAAACUCUAUCAAGAUUUUAAUAAGAAAAAAAUGUUUAUUAAAAUCAUACACCUCA